GCAAAUCAUACUGUGCUAUAUCAAGUUAACAAAUAUAAUAUCCAAACAUUAAUUAUUGCUCUUAUACUUCCAUGUGGGACUUAGUGAACAUUUUGGCAUUUGUUACUUUCAUUACUUUUAUUAAUAGAAGAAAAUAAGUAUGAGUAGAGUACUAUCAAAGUAAUAAACAGUAAAAUUUCUUGUAUUUAUAAAGACUAAAUAACAGCAAGGUGGUAAUUUUUAUUAAACUAAUUAUUGGAUCUGGUUUCAUAUUUUCAACUUAUUAGGAAGCUAAUAGGCACCUACGAGUGACCUUAGUUUAGUCACACUGGUAGUCAAUGUAAGCAUACUGUUUCAAGAUAAGUUAAUUGGUUAGAAAACAAUUCACUUUUUACCAGUUAAGUACAAGCAAUAAAAAACAGUACUUUAUGAAGCUUAUUCAAAUGAUCGAAGUACAAUGAUGGUAGUAUAAUUAUCUUAUGAAACUAAACAAACAAAUAAUGAGCAGCAAUGAGAUAAUAAGGGCAAAAUCAACUAAUGUACCUAGAGUUUUGAUACAGCAUGCAAACACAACUCCUGAACAAACAUCACUUCGUAGACGUAGCAUAUAUCUUGUCUAUCCACCACCAGUAAAUUAUGAUCCAGCUCCACCGCCUAGAAUUGAUCCUUACUUCAAUUCUAAACAUUCUAAAACUAUGCUAGCUGAAACAUCUGAUGCAAGCUAUUACAUUCAUGAACGUACAAAUCUUAUGUUACGGAAAGAAUAUGAUAGAUUUCAUAAUCAUUGGUCUUCAUAUUACUAUGGAAAUAAACGAGAUAAAGAAGAUUAUCGGAAAUACAUUCGUGAAGGUUUGAAACAACAAAUGAUGGAUAAACUAAAGAAAAAGAAAGAAGAAUGGCUAAUUAAGUCAGCAGAAGCUAGAGAAAUCCAGGAUGAUUGUGAAAAAUACUUUCAUGAUAAAAGUGUUGGUGAUCAGCAGAAACGUGCAUUUCUACUUACUUUUAGAGAUAUGAAUAAAAAGAUUAUGGAAGAAAAUGAAAGAAUUAGAAAAGUUGAGAAACAAAAUGAAAUUGAAGCAGAUAGAGAACAGUUGAAAUUCAAUCCCAUCAACUGGAGACAUACACUAAAAUAAGAGAAAUUAUAAUUUGUAAUUUUCACGUAUUUUCUUCUUAAAAGAAAUACCCUUGAAAUCCAUGCAUUAAAAGUUUCAUUAUGUG
Molecule: messenger RNA, 1197 nt
Organism: Heterobilharzia americana
Lineage: Eukaryota; Metazoa; Platyhelminthes; Trematoda; Strigeidida; Schistosomatidae
Source: the annotation of a GenBank genome assembly